AUGCUAAACAGCAAAACCCUUGACCUCGCCCCAGAACGGCGCAGAAAUUUGGGCACCACUCAGGAGUCAAGGGGUGAAGAGUCUAGGUCUCCUAUGUCUUCCCCAGACAAUGAAACAGACCAGAUUACCCGUCAAAAUUAUUCGGGGAACUUUACUGGCAGUAAUCUGAUUAUCGGCAAUCAACAUGCUACAGGGGACGUGAAUAACAUUGCAGGGCCGAGACAGCAUACGCCGAUUGAUUGGAGUCAGACAAAUCAUAGUAGAUCUGCUCCUUCGCCGCCAUCAAGGACCAUAUAUUAUGCGCGUGCAUCCCAUGAUUUUCAACCUACUCAGGCGAAUGAGCUCUGUUUCAAGGCUGGUGAUAUAAUUGAGCUCACUCAAGGAGAUGUUCCUAAUCGGGAUGGCUGGUUCAUGGGCCGAGUCGAAGGGAGACCUGAAGAAGAGGGUUUGGUACCCGAAGACUACGUGGUAGUGACACGUUAA
Talaromyces amestolkiae is the source of this 483-nucleotide messenger RNA. RefSeq lists its product as uncharacterized. Gene Ontology annotation, molecular function: protein binding. The record is from RefSeq and is a predicted model, not a curated record. NCBI's taxonomy places the organism in Eukaryota, Fungi, Ascomycota, Eurotiomycetes, Eurotiales, Trichocomaceae. The coding region runs from base 1 to 483 and encodes 160 amino acids. The transcript is spliced from 3 exons.